This is a messenger RNA of Prionailurus viverrinus (fishing cat), 5375 nucleotides long. It is a transcript of the gene ADORA1, whose product is annotated as adenosine A1 receptor. The transcript has 3 exons. The coding region runs from base 325 to 1305 and encodes 326 amino acids. Gene Ontology annotation, biological process: G protein-coupled adenosine receptor signaling pathway. The record is from RefSeq and is a predicted model, not a curated record. NCBI's taxonomy places the organism in Eukaryota, Metazoa, Chordata, Mammalia, Carnivora, Felidae. Gene Ontology annotation, molecular function: G protein-coupled adenosine receptor activity. Gene Ontology annotation, cellular component: membrane; dendrite; synapse.
GCGACACCGGGGCGCUACCUCUUUAAAAGCGCCUGGGGCUGAGCCUCCGCCGCACCAUGUGAUUGCUGGAAAGGCCGGGCUGGGAGAGCUGCGGCGGGAGCCCCAGGACGAUGAGCCGCCGCGCGGGUCCCGGAGCCCAGCCCUGCCCGGCGCGGCCCCGCGGCUCGGCGCGCCCCCAGGUGCCCGCAACUUUGGGCACCGCCUCCGGGACCCCCUGGUGGCCAGCGGGCAGGAUGGCCUCCCCACCCCAGGCUUCCGUGACCACAGGUGCCUGCCUCGUGCCCCUUGGUGCCUGCCUGCUGAUGUGCCUCGCCUGUGCCUGUCAUGCCGCCCUCCAUCUCAGCCUUCCAGGCCGCCUACAUUGGCAUCGAGGUGCUCAUCGCCCUGGUCUCUGUGCCCGGGAACGUGCUGGUGAUCUGGGCAGUGAAGGUGAACCAGGCGCUGCGGGAUGCCACCUUCUGCUUCAUCGUAUCGCUGGCGGUGGCUGACGUGGCGGUGGGCGCUCUGGUCAUCCCACUAGCCAUCCUCAUCAACAUUGGGCCACGGACCUAUUUCCACACCUGCCUCAUGGUCGCCUGCCCUGUCCUCAUCCUCACCCAGAGCUCCAUCCUCGCCCUGCUGGCAAUUGCCGUGGACCGCUACCUCCGCGUCAAGAUCCCGCUCCGGUACAAGACGGUGGUGACUCCCCGGAGGGCGGCGGUGGCCAUCGCCGGCUGCUGGAUCCUCUCCUUCGUGGUGGGCCUGACACCCCUGUUCGGCUGGAACAAGCUGGGGGAGGUGGAGCGGGCCUGGGCGGCCAACGGCAGCGAGGGUGAGCCCGUGAUUGAGUGCGAGUUUGAGAAGGUCAUCAGCAUGGAGUACAUGGUCUACUUCAACUUCUUCGUCUGGGUGCUGCCCCCCCUGCUGCUCAUGGUCCUUAUCUACCUGGAGGUCUUCUACCUGAUCCGCAAACAGCUCAACAAGAAGGUGUCGGCCUCCUCUGGCGACCCACAGAAGUACUAUGGGAAGGAGCUGAAGAUCGCCAAGUCGCUGGCCCUCAUCCUCUUCCUCUUCGCCCUCAGCUGGCUGCCCCUGCACAUCCUUAACUGCAUCACCCUCUUCUGCCCUUCCUGUCAGAAGCCCAGCAUCCUCAUCUACGUCGCCAUCUUCCUCACGCAUGGCAACUCAGCCAUGAACCCCAUCGUCUACGCCUUCCGCAUCCAGAAGUUCCGGGUCACCUUCCUUAAGAUUUGGAACGACCAUUUCCGCUGUCGGCCCGCACCCCCUGUUGAUGAGGACCCCCCGGAAGAGGGGCCCCACGACUAGACUCCACCUACUGCGUCUGCCUGCCCCCAUCAGGGGCAUCUCAGCCCAGUCCCACCUCCCCACCGGUCCCACUCCCUGAGCCUUUCUGGCGGGGCUGUGGGGUGUGGGUGCCCUGCACCUUGGGUUCUGGAGGAGGUUUGGCAGGGGGGCCGUCCAUGGAUGGGGAAGGAGCCAGGUAACCUGAGGGGAGGAGGAAAGUGGCUUGAAACUCCCCACCUGUGUGACCAUCCCACAGGCAGCCCGGUGCUUCAGGCUGGACGGACCUGGGGAGACUGAGGCUGCAAAGGGGCCACGUGGGCUGGAGGGCAAGCUUGGGCUCCCAUGGCAGUUCGGGGAGCCUGCUUAUCUCUGGUGGUGGUCAUGCAACCCUGGGACCAAGCCUACGGAAAGGAGAGGAUCCCCUCCAACGUGGAUGGAGAGAAAGAAACUGGGCUUCAUGGCCCUGCUUUCUCUCCUGUUCUGUAGGAGAAGGUGGCAGAGCCACGGAGGGGCGGGAAUCAAGGAGCCUCCGUCCCAGCCUCCCGGGACCCUGAGCUCCCAGCUUUGCUGGGCGUCAGGGUACCUGCCCUCCUUGCCCUGGGGAGCCCAGGUUUAUAUCUGGGAGAAGCAGAAACGGCGGAUCCAGAAAUCAUCCCCAACCUUUGCUUUAUUCUCCACCAACCCCCGGACCCUGGGUAGAGGCUCCAAGCCCCCUGGAGCUGGUGUAGAGUUGAUGUGCAGGCCUCAUGCAGCCACCAGGUGGCAGCACUGAGCCAUUGUUCUUGCCCUGAGUGUCCCAAGGUGGAGCCUCGAGUGUACCCGUCCGUCAUCUGGGCCAACCAGCUCCACUAGCCCCUGGUGAUGGCCUGGACUCCCCUAAGUGACAUCCAUCUCUGCUCUUUCUGGGCCAGAUGGAGAGGAGAGCCCCAGACGUGCCAACUCGAGGGCGCAUUCUGCCUGCCUGGGGAGGAGGGGACCAAGGGAAAGUGCUGAGGUUGGGCACUCCUGGGAUGCCAUGGACCAGGCUGGAACAGGCCGGGGGAGACCACAGUCCUGAGAGUAAGGGAAGGGAGGUCUUGCUGGCACUUAGAUACCCUCAGUAUCCCUGGCACCUAGCACAGUUUUCAGGGGCUUGGGGCUCUGUUGCACAGUCUAGGCUUUAGAGCAUCCGGGGAAGGGUCCACCCUCUGCCAAACUCGGGCGCCCCGUGUGUGGAGGGAGGGGGGCAGGGUUCUGAGCGUGGACAGCAACUCCAGGCCUUGAGUCCAGGCCCUUCCCUUUCUCAGAGGUAGGAUGUUCCCUGGCUCCCAAGGAGGGCCACCUGACUAAUAAAAGACUGUGAACCUUGAUGGAGAGCACACCCCUGGCUACCCACCCCACCCCCCAACCAUCUGAGGGCAAUAGACAACCUGAGCACAGAGGAGCAAUGGGGGGGGGGAGGUGGGGAUGGGGAGGAAGCAGGGAGAGGGGAGAUACAGAGGCGUUCAGAGCAAGGAGGGUUCCAGAGAAGAGGGUGUCUGUUCACGUAGUUAGGCUGUAGGCAUAGCAAACCCUGACUGUGAAAGCGAGAUCCUAAAAAAAGCUCAUGUCUGGAACUCUCCACCCUCCCAUGACAUCCUGAGUCCCCUCCCACUGGAACCUUCUUCAGGAUGUCGUACGUGGAGACCCCCUCACGGUGACACAUCAACCCCCCCCCUCACUGGGACACAGCGCCUCCCCCAUCACAACGAUGCUCGUGGUCACAGAGGCCCCCGCACACACACCUUUAUUUGAGCGCUUCUCGCCCAGACUGCAGCUCUCUGCAGGGGCACUCCAAUCUCUGCACUUUCCAGGCCCCCUCACAUGCCCGGGGAGACUGGCCUGGGGCCCGCCAGGCCUACUUCUAGCUCCUGGGCUCCAGCCUCUCGGGGAGGAGGCUAGGCAGGUACCAGGGAGCAAAGCCAUCCGCUGUCACAGAAGUGGGGGUCUGGGGCAUCUGUGGAGCUUGAUGCUGAGCCUGGUGGCCCCAACCCCCCCAGGUCUGCAGCACCUGGCGGAGGACACGUUUCAUGAGCCCUGCUGUUAGGCAGGGCUGGGGCUCCACCUGCCCUCUGAAGAGGAGAGACAGGGCGCAGGGCACAGGGACAUAGCCCCUCUCUUUCCUUCCCAGGCCUCCUGCCCCAGGGGCCCCAUGUCCAGCUCUGACCUCUGCCUCUGAGGCUCCAGGAAACUUCCCUGCCUGUCCAGAGCCUCGGAACCCCCUGGGGAGGGAAGGUGGGGCAUAGGUCAUUGCCCCCACAUUGCUGCCAAGGAAGUGCCCUGGUCUAAGGGCACGCAGAGCCAAGGCUAGACCCCUGUCUCGGGUGCACAUUGCCUGACGCUGCAGGUUUGUACCCAGAGCUGACCACCACCUUCCCCUCUCACCCCCACCCCCUGCUCUGGCCUCUGACCCCAGAGACAGCGGGUCCAGACAUUUGCCAUUCUCAUCACAGCCUCCUGUCGCUCUUCAGUGCGUGGCUGAGGCCGGAAGAGAUGCCGCAGUUAGAGUGGGGGAGGGGGACAGCUGCAGGGGCCCCGAGUUGGGGGCAGCGGGACAAGAGGGGCUCAGGGCUACACCCCUUCACCCCAGUCAAUGGAUCAGUCUGAGUGGCAGACUCUGUUACCUCCUUUCCCUACACCGGGCCAACCUCCCACUUGGAAAAUCCUUCUGUCAGCCAGACCUCUCCAUCUUUACCACCCCUCUGUCUUGCCUUGAUGUCCAGCACCCAGCCUCAUCUAGCCCAGCAGGAGAGGCGGUGGCUUCUCCUCUUCUCCUGUCCUUGGAGACAGGACCCUCCUCGUAACCUUACCUUUGACCUCCAGCCGGCAGGCCACAGAUGCCUCCCCUAGCACACUGAUGGCCUUGCAGGUGUAGAGCCCGGAGAUCAAAGGGGCUGGGCUUCCGGAUCUCCAGGGUGCAGACACCUUGCUCAGAGAGGGCGUGGUAUUUGGGGUCACCCUGGAUGUCCAUUUUGGUUUUCAUCCAGAUUAUCUUGGGCUAGGGGAGCGUCGAGAGCAGAGGAGGGCUGGGAUGGGCUUUGAAGGAGCUGCCUGCGUAGAUUCAAGCCACUGCCCCGCCCGCCCCCACCCCCACCAGGACAUAGCAGGGCUUCACCCCUUCACCUUGGGCAGUGCUCGGACCCUGCAGAAGAGCUGAGUGCUGUAGCCCGGGGUGGAGGUGUGGUCAGCCAGGGGCUGGGUAAACGAAGGGGCUUCUGAGAAGUCUUGCUCGACAAACCCUUUAGGCUUGGCAACGAUAUCUGGGUUCGGGAGAGAAAGGGGGGCAAAUUCGAGGUUAUAGGAGUAGACCUCUUAGAACUAACCCCAUCCAUUUUCCUAAAGUAAUCACGAUAGCUUACACUUAGGCAGCUCAUUUAAUCUGCAUCGUGUCCCUCUGCCAGCGUGAGUGUGUUAUCCCCAUUUGAAAGAUGGGAAACUGAGGCCUUCAUGGAUGCGUGUCUUGCCUGAUAUCACUUCGUGAGUCUGGGGUUUAAAGGGUAGAAAAUUACACGAGGACCAUGGCUCUCUGAUCAGAGAGCUGCCGGUCUGGAGAAGGAUCUUAGCAUCACAAGGGCAGGCGACAAGCCAUUUCAUGGCUGCCGUGGAAUGAAGGAGCUCUGUGGCAGGGUCCCACGCUCCUGUGAUCUUGGAAGCCAGGGGUGGCCAACGUGUGGGAACGUAGAACCUGAAUGCCUCAAAGCGGCAGAGGAAAGCUGGGACCACGGCUGGGCGGGUCAGCGAGGGGACCGAGAGGGGAAUGGGCAGGAAGACUGGAUAGAGGAGAAGCUCUUGGCUGAGGCUGGGGACCUACAACCCAGAGAUACCAUAUUUCAUUUCUGUUGGUCUUGGGAGACCUGACUGGCUUUCCUUUUUUAAACAAACAUUUCUUCCUAAUUCUGUGUAGCUCGGGCCGGAGUUGAAAAGAGUGUGCCUUCCCAAGCCCACACAGACUCUGCAUGGGGGUGGGGGGAGCUGGAGGUCACAGGGCGACAGGGAGAAAGGGCUUGGCAUCUCACAUUUGACUCAAGCAGGCCGGGUGCCUGUGUGGAGACAGUAAAUACCCCUGUCUUUCU